This is a messenger RNA of Zingiber officinale, 2366 nucleotides long. RefSeq lists its product as uncharacterized. The coding region runs from base 17 to 1585 and encodes 522 amino acids. The transcript has 2 exons. The record is from RefSeq and is a predicted model, not a curated record. NCBI's taxonomy places the organism in Eukaryota, Viridiplantae, Streptophyta, Magnoliopsida, Zingiberales, Zingiberaceae.
UGUUCCGUUACUCACAAUGAUCAAGCAAAUUCCAAAAUAUGCAAAAUUUUUGAAGGAUCUUUGUGUGCACAAGAAGAAAUUGAAGGGGAAUGAGUUAAUUAGCAUGGGAAAGAAUGUGUCUGCACUUCUUCAAACAGUUCCUCAGAAAUGCGAAGAUCCUGGAGUUUUUACGGUUCCUUGUGAGAUUGGGAGUAAUCUAUUUAAAGAUGCCAUGCUGGAUUUGGGAGCUUCAAUUAAUGUGAUGCCAAAAUCAGUUUUUCAAACUUUAGGCAUUGGACCAUUACAACCUACAGGAGUAGUCAUUCAGUUAGCUGACCGCAGUCAGACUCACCCAGCUGGAGUUAUUGAAGAUGUAUUGGUGAAAGUGAGAGAACUUAUCUUUCCUGCAGACUUUUAUAUCCUUGACAUGGAGGGAGACUAUCUGGCCAGUAGAUCUCCACUCAUUCUAGGACGACCAUUUUUGAAGACUGCAAGGACCAAGAUUGAUGUUCAUGCGGGCACACUUUCUAUGGAGAUAGGAGACACAGUGGUCCAAUUCAGUAUUUUUGACGCUAUGAAACAUCCUAGAGAGGAUCAUUCAAUUCUUAGUUUGGAUAUUUCAGAGGAGCUAGAUAUUGGAGAUUUCUUUUCAGUGAUUGAUUCAGAUUCAGAAGUUGCAGAGGGUGGUAUAGGUGAUUUUUUGUUUUCAGAAGAGGAGGAUAUUUCAGCCUUGGGUGUGGAUGAUGAGUCUUGUGGAGUAUAUCCGAGUGAGAGAAAUAAUUUAUGCGCAGGGGAUUGCUUAGGAGAAGCUCUAUCCCUAGGAUCGCCCAGAGAAGAGAAAUUAUGCGUAGGGGAUUGCUUAGGAGAAGCAUUACCCCUAGGAUCGCUUUCAGUUGACCAGACACAAGAUGAGUUGAAGCCAUUGCCGCCACACUUGAAGUAUGCUUAUUUAGGAGAGAACCAGCAGCUACCUGUCAUCAUUGCUCAGAAUCUAGAACCAGAACAAGAAAGCAGAUUAUUAGAGAUUUUGAGGCAGCACAAGAAGGCCAUUGGAUGGACUUUAGCAGAUAUUCCUGGUAUCAGUCCUUCUAUUUGCAUGCACAGGAUUUAUUUGGAGGAGGAUGUGAAACCAGUGAGACAGCCCCAGAGGAGACUUAACCCACUGAUCCUUGAUGUAGUAAAGAAAGAGGUGACUAGACUUCUACAGGCAGGUAUCAUUUACCCUAUUUCUGACAGUAAGUGGGUAAGUCCCAUCCAUGUGGUUCCAAAGAAAUCAGGGGUGACAGUUGUGACUAAUGAAGAGAAUGAGUUAGUGCCCACCAGAGUGAAAAAUUCUUGGAGAGUUUGUGUGGAUUAUAGGAAGUUGAAACAAGCAAGUAGAAAGGACCACUACCCCCUACCUUUUAUUGACCAGAUGUUGGAAAGACUAGCGGGGAAAUCGCAUUAUUGCUUCCUAGAUGGAUACACUGGAUAUUUUCAGAUUUGCAUCAACCCAGAGGAUCAGGAGAAGACCACCUUCACUUGCCCUUUCGGUACAUUUGCCUACAGACGGAUGCCAUUUGGAUUAUGCAACGCUCCAGGAACUUUUCAGCGAUGCAUGGAAUAGGCUCAUUGGACUACAAGAAUUUGGAUUGGGCCCGAUCCAUUAAAUGGAGCUUUCCUCUUGAGCUAACCCAUGUCAAACCUUAUCAUCAAAUCCCUAAUUUUCCUCCUAAACUAAGCCCUAAACCAAAUGCAAAUCCCGGUUCAAACCUUGGUAUAAAACCCAAAAGAAUCGCGGAUGAACAGUGGCUGCGUCUACUGUUCAUCAUGCCAACGGCGAUUUCCUCUCCGUGAGCGCGCGCGCAAGCCCCCGAUUCCAGUGAUAAUCUCAUCUUGAGUUCCAGAUCCAUAGAGGAAGAUGCAAGGAAGCUGCUGAUCUAUUUCCUGAAGCUGGAGGCUUGCCAAAGAGGUCUCGACGGCAAGCUUUGCUGCGAUUCAAAUCUUCAUUUCCGCCCCUGUUCGAACGGUGUUGACAGCAGGAGAUCAUCAGCCAUCAUCGGGAAGAGUUAGAGAGGUCUCUCUAGUGUUUACCGACUUGAUUCCAGCCGCAAUCAUCGAUCCAUCAGCAAGCAACAGCUGCUCACAGAUUUGAAUCACAGAUCCAGAUUUCAACAAUUUCGCACAGAUCUGAACUUGUGUUCUUCCAGAGAGGUUUCUUUGGCUAGGAUCACCGGGUUUUGGAUCUGAACUCGGAUCAGCUGCGUUCCCUUUUCUGCUUUUCUGGAUUUCGCAUUUGAGGUUUCAAGUGAGGACUCUUGUGUGACGACAAGAGUUGUGAUUCAAGAAUUGGUUGUGAUUGGAAUUGGUUUAGUUUUAAUCCUGCAUUUCAUUACUGUUCUUAGCUA